Lindgomyces ingoldianus is the source of this 1917-nucleotide messenger RNA. RefSeq lists its product as uncharacterized. The record is from RefSeq and is a predicted model, not a curated record. The coding region runs from base 1 to 1917 and encodes 638 amino acids. The transcript is spliced from 16 exons. Lineage: Eukaryota; Fungi; Ascomycota; Dothideomycetes; Pleosporales; Lindgomycetaceae.
AUGCUCACUAUAAGGUGCAACGAGGGGGAUUUAGAGAUCUGGAAGAGAGUUUGCAGAAAAUGGCCCAGAUAUUGCUUUCUGCCAGACCCCGCUCAAGGAUAUGCGAUAAUAUUUGUUAACCCAUUCACUUCAGACUUGUCAUCUUUGCUAGGGCAUUUUAUGCCCUACAGUACAAAUGAGCCCUUGUUCAAGCCGUAUGAGAAUGUCUGGAAUAGAAGUCGUCGGCCUGUUUUUGAGGCUAUACCCCUCGUCGUACGAGCACUUCAAAGGCACUCUCAGCGCGUAGGGUCUAUGAAGCGUUUCUUCAAGCACAAGCGAAAGGUCAAGAUAUCGAUCAGCAACAAAGGAGACAUGGGAGACACAUAUUCCAGCUACCUAAAUAGAGUGGCGGAUAUGGAUAUGGAUAUGGUAGUGGAAGGGCUCAAAGGCCGUCUUAAGAUUGAUUCUUUGAGCGAGGAAUUCAAAGUUAGCCUGUGUCAAGAGGACUACGACGAGUUGUUGAAUAUAAUUACAAGGAAAGCUAUUCUCGGGGCCAGCCUCCUAAAGCUUUCGACUGAAAUCUGUCCGCUAUCUCAACACGCACGGAAGAAACACUUUGAUCUGGAUUCGGCUGUCAGUGUCCUGAUUUUCAUGACAUUUAGCACGAACAUGGGUGUUUGCGCUAAUGAAAAACGGAAUUUGGUGUUGUUUUCGAAUACAGUAGCCACAGUGAUAUCGAUAAUCCGAAUGGAAGUUGAAACUGGAAAACCUUUGGUCGGCCCGGAACCAAUUAAACUAAGAAAGGUAGCAAGAUUUAUCCUACAGUAUACCGAGACAGCACGUUCGGAAGAGGUCGCCUCUGCAUUGACUUUGACCACCACCUUAGACAUACUCCCAUUCCAGGUCUUUGUAAACCUGUGGAAAUGUUCUGGCCUCUGGAGUUUAAGAGGUUACUUCGGGGCUAUUUAUCAGAUAGAUGCAAUCGAUAAAGGCAUAUCACCAUUACAGCUAAAUUGGGUACGAACAAGCCGCAGCAGGGUAUUGAUUUGUGUGUGUUUUGGCAGCUCCUCUUUCACAGCAGCCAUUGUAUGUAAGGACGGGGCUCUGUACCACUGCGCCAAUACAACCAAAAAGGCCGCUUUCGGGCUUACGGUGCAUUAUCCUUUGCUCGAGUGCCGUGGGAAGGUACCGCUUCUUAGGAUAUCAGACAAGAAAUCCCUCGUAGCGGUGACUGCCUCCAAUCUUCUUCGGUUUUCAAGAACCCUUUCGUUGGGUUCAGGUUGGAAGUUUAAAGGACAUGAGCCUCCUGCAUUCAAACAAUUUCGCCUUCGGGGUCAGCAUUCUUUCAUCGAGCUCUGCUUUGGGGAUCUCGUUGAGCAGCUCCGUAUUCUGUCUGAUCUGAAUGCUAACGGCCUUAAGCAUAUUACUACUAGCUUCCAGAAUGCUGACAGAUUGAUCGAGUAUACGCGGUUUGUCGUUAUAUCCGUCGGGAGCAUGGAAGAUGCUGGUUUUAGACGCGUGGUUUACGAGGGAUUUGAAAGUGGUGAUGAAGUUGAAAUGAAGGAAAAAAAGACCGACUCCUGUGGUGGAUGUUGUUCCCAUGACUUUCUAAAUUGGAUUUACGAUUCCAGAAUCUCAGGACCUUGCUUCUUCACACCUUUCCCAAUCAGGAAGGUGGCGGAAGUCAUUACCUGGGCAUUCCAACGUUCUGUCGCUCUGCGCUUUAUUAAUGAAAAUCGACAAGCAGAUAAGAAAUGGUUUACUCAAUCUAAACCCAGUGCUCCUAUCUCUACCGCGGAUACAGCGGCGACAUAUCGAAACCUUUCCAGACAGACCGAAAAGGAAUGCAGAGGUAUCAAUCGCCUGCAGCCCGCCGCCCCUAAUCGACCAACAUUUCGAACGGCCGCAGAAACAAACUUGCUAGCUCUGGAUACAUAA